Messenger RNA from Oppiella nova, 3121 nucleotides. NCBI's taxonomy places the organism in Eukaryota, Metazoa, Arthropoda, Arachnida, Sarcoptiformes, Oppiidae. The record is from the annotation of a GenBank genome assembly.
AUUUAACAUAUAUUUGUGAAAAUCAGUACAAAGUGUGCGAAAAUGUCUUAUUUAUGAUACAAAUGGGGAAACAAAUAGUGAUUUGAAUAGUAAUUAAAUUAAACGAAAUGUUUUUAACUGCUAUUCAGACGACUCAAUGAAAUGCCGGUUCGGAGGCAAUCCAAAGAAGAUAAUUGUCUGAAUGAGACAAACGGUGGUGAAGUGAUAGCCACCAACUCAUCGCUCGAGACCACAGAAUUGGAUCCAAACCCAGAGCGCGAUGUGUCGGAAGUGGUGAGCCGUCGAGGAGGAGGUGGUGGUGAUGAGGAUGUGCCGGAAGUGUGUGCUCUGAACCGGACGUACAGUCGGACUAUGAGUCGGCAGAAGAGUCACCUGGGAAGCGGUGCUUCGCGUCCAUCACUCAUCUCACACCACAUGACAUACGGCGUGGACGGCGACUACGACAGUCUGGACGCCCUCCCAGACCACAUGACCUUCACUUUGCUGGACGUGUUCGCCAUACUCUUCUCCAUCGGCAGCUUCCUCUUCGACAUCGGCACUGACAUAGCGGUCGCUGCCUUCCAUUAUCUCAACCAAGACUAUUGGUACUUCUAUCUGACGAUGGCGUUUGUAAUGUUGCCGACUCUGGUGAUGACCGGCAUAUCCAUGCGCUGGUAUAUCGUGGACUCGCGCGAGGAGGGCUCCCCUCCCACAUCGAAAUGUCAAUGGAUUAUGAGAUUUAUAUUUUUAUUGCUACAAUUGGGACCAAUUCUGCGAUAUUUCGAUUCACUUAUGUAUGGAUUGAAGUUCAGACAAACGAGUAAUAACUCGAGAGAAAUGAAGGAAACGAAGAAGAAAUACUUCCAAUAUAUGGUAUACGAAGACACGGACGCAGCGAUGUUGAGGCUAUUUGAGUGCUUUAUGGAGGCGGCGCCACAACUGGUCCUUCAGAUCUAUAUUCUAGCGAAGGGUAACGACCACUCGCCUGACAACUGGACCGUUGUGGCUCAAAUAGUGGCUGUGUUGGCAUCGUUAGUGUCGCUCUCGUGGUCACUGGUCUCAUAUCAUAGGGCAUUACGUCUGUCAUUACCUGAUAAGGCGAACAUGACUUGGCCCGGAAUCACUGUUCAGUUUAUUUGGCGAUUCUUUUCGAUCGCAUCGCGAGUGUUAGCUCUGGCGCUCUUCGCCAGUGAAUUCCGGUUCUAUAUAAGCAUUGUUUGUGUCAUUCAUUGGCUUAUUAUGUUCUUAUGGAUCGUAUCCAUGAAAACCAAGUUUUGUGAUAAUCAAUGCGAAGAACUUGGAUAUAAUGCAGUGUUGGGCGUAAUGUUUAUAUUCUGUUACUUCAAUCCAGUGGACAGACCCACUCGACGCCGAUAUACAUUAUAUUACACUUUCAUAUUCUUCGAGAAUAUUAUAUUAAUGACUCUUUGGUACACACAUUGCGAUGACCUUAAGUGGUAUAAAAUGAUUGCAAUGUACGGACAUUUUGCCAGCUUCUUUGUCGGACUCUGCGUUAUGAAUCUGUAUUACUUGCGUUUCCAUCCGAGCCGUAGUAUUGUCUGUUGUCGUGAAACUAAUGACACGAGUGAUAGUGAACUGUCAAAACGGGCGCAAUUGAAGCGCAAAUUUAAUGCCUCCAGUGUUAAGGUUAAGUGGAAUAAAGAGGUCUUUUCGGACGUCGAGUUAACCACUGAUGAGCCGCCCGUUGUCUUCAAAGCCCAGUUGUUUGCGUUGACUGGCGUUCAGACGGAUCGCCAGAAACUGCUGUUCAAGGGAUCCACAGUUAAGGACGACGACUGGAACAACAUUCAACUCAAAGAUGGAAUAACUCUUCUACUGAUGGGAACCAAAGAGGAGUUACCGGAAGCGCCCAAAGAGCAGGUGGUGUUCAUGGAGGACAUGAAUGAGCACGAGUUGGCCUCCGCUCUGCAACUGCCCGCAGGUCUCACUAAUUUGGGAAACACUUGUUAUAUGAACGCAACGGUUCAGUGCCUCAGAACUGUUCCCGAACUCAUCGAUUGUCUCAAGAACUAUUCGGGACGUCUGGCCAUAAGUGAGGGCUCACUGGAAGCGUCGCAGAAUCUGACGAUUGCUUUGCGCGAUCUCUACGAAGCGAUGGACAAGUCGUCGACAAUCGCGCCCUUGAUUUUGCUUCAAGUGCUUCACAUGGCUUUCCCCCGCUUUGCCGAGAAGGGAGAGGGCGGCGCUUUCGUGCAACAGGACGCCAACGAGUGCUGGACUGAACUCAUUCGUAUGCUGCAGCAAAAGCUCAGACUCACCACCGGAACCGCCAACAACUUCAUCGACCAAUACUUCAGCGGAACCUUUGAUGUCGAGAUGAAGUGCAAUGAAUGCGAAGACGAAAGUCCCGUCUAUUCAACGGAAAAUUUUCUUCAAUUGAGUUGUUUUAUAUCUACCGAUGUCAAGUACUUACAAUCGGGUCUUAACUUAAGACUUAAAGAGACGAUUGAAAAGUUUUCUCCGACUUUGAACGCGAACGCCAAUUACGAGAAGAUCAGUAAAAUAAGUCGAUUGCCGGCAUAUCUGGCCAUUCAGUUCGUCCGCUUCUUCUACAAAGAGAGGGGUUCUGUGAACGCGAAGAUUCUCAAAGACAUCAAAUUCACUCUCAAUUUAGAUGUGUUUGAGUUGUGCACUCCAGCUCUCCAGGAGAAGUUGAUUCCAAUGCGACAGAAGUUUAAAGAGAUUGAAGACAAAAAACUCGAGGAAUCGGUGACUAAAGGCAAACUCAAACCAGAAGACGAGGCGAAAGGCAAACACCGACACAACUAUUCUUUUGACGGCGACGUCGGCUCUAAUAACAGCGGCUUUUAUGAGUUGCAGGCAGUGCUCACACAUAAGGGACGGUCCAGUUCUAGCGGCCAUUAUGUCGGUUGGAUUAGAAAGAAAGAGGACGAAUGGUUCAAAUGCGAUGACGACGUCGUCUCUUCUGUUCCGUCUGAAGAGAUUUUGAAGCUUUCGGGCGGAGGUGACUGGCACUGCGCUUAUGUUCUACUCUACGGCCCCAGGAUUUUAUUCACUGACGAGCCGCCAAACCCUUCACAAAUUCAGACUAUCCAACAGUAGUCUCAUUAAAUAAACAUAACUUUAAUUUAAUUUUUCAAUUUUAUGUCUAUUACUCAAC